This is a messenger RNA of Nycticebus coucang (slow loris), 1263 nucleotides long. It is a transcript of the gene HSD17B14, whose product is annotated as hydroxysteroid 17-beta dehydrogenase 14. The coding region runs from base 219 to 1091 and encodes 290 amino acids. Lineage: Eukaryota; Metazoa; Chordata; Mammalia; Primates; Lorisidae. The transcript is spliced from 9 exons. The record is from RefSeq and is a predicted model, not a curated record. Gene Ontology annotation, cellular component: cytosol. Gene Ontology annotation, biological process: steroid catabolic process. Gene Ontology annotation, molecular function: estradiol 17-beta-dehydrogenase [NAD(P)+] activity.
GGAUUCUGGGUCUGCGAGAGGAGGGUCUGGGGACCCGGACCCCUGUGCCAGGAGAUGGGGAUCCAGACCUCUGGAUCUGAGGGAGGAGGGGUUGGGGGCCUGGAUCCCUGGAUCUGAGGGAGAAAGAGCUCGGGGCAAACUUCAGGUCCCUGGCUUUCCUGGCAACGCCCCCCAGGGCCGGGCUUCCACGAUCCAGCCCUUAUUUAUGGUUUGAUCCUAUGGCCUCACCUGACUUUGGAGGUGGAGAGGGGCCCAGAGUGAGUGACAGGCACUCUAAAAUGGCUACAGGAAUGCGCUAUUCGGGGAAGGUGGUGAUUGUGACUGGAGGUGGACGCGGCAUUGGAGCUGGGAUUGUGCGUGCUUUCGUGGACAGCGAGGCCCAAGUAGUAAUCUGCGACAAAGAUGAGUCUGGGGGCCGGGCCCUGGAGCAGGAGCUUCCUGGAACUGUCUUUAUCCUCUGUGAUGUGACCCAGGAAGAAGAUGUGAGGACCCUGAUUUCUGAGACCAUCUGCCACUUCGGCCGCCUAGACUGUGUAGUCAACAAUGCAGGCUACCACCCGCCUCCGCAGUGGCCUGAGGAGACCUCGAUCCAGGGCUUCCGACAGCUGCUGGAGCUGAACCUGCUGGGGACAUAUACCUUGACUAAGCUUGCCCUUCCCCACCUGCGGAAGAGUCGAGGGAACAUCAUCAACAUUUCCAGCCUGGUAGGGGCAAUUGGCCAGUACCAAGCAGUUCCCUAUGUGGCCACCAAGGGGGCAGUAACAGCCAUGACCAAAGCCUUGGCCCUGGAUGAGAGUCAGUACGGUGUCCGAGUCAACUGUAUCUCUCCAGGAAACAUCUGGACCCCACUAUGGGAACAGCUGGCAGCCUUAACACCUGAUCCCAGCGCUACAGUCCAAGAGGGCACCUUGGCCCAGCCCCUGGGCCGCAUGGGUCAGCCUGCUGAGGUGGGGGCUGCAGCAGUGUUUCUGGCCUCUGGAGCCACCUUCUGCACAGGCAUCGAGCUGCUUGUGACAGGGGGUGCAGAACUGGGCUAUGGACGCAAGGCGGGUCAUGUCACCCCCGUGGAUGCCCCUGCUACCCCUUCCUGAUUUCCCACAUUUCCACUUUCCCCUCUCUGUGUAGGACACUUCCCCCCCCCCAUAUUCCAGCCUAUACCAUCUGCCUCCCAGGUGCAGCCCCCAGCCCCUUAGACUUGAAGCCCACUUUCGAAAGGUUCCAGAUCACCCUGUAGUUUCCUAUUAAAGAAAUUUGCAGCUAGCA